AUGCCUCCAAACGCUUGUACUAUGCCAGCUGAAAGCUCGCACGGGAUUGGAUUUGGGUCAAGGAGGUCGAAAUCGGGCAUCGCUAAAGAUAACAUAGUCGACAUCGACGAAGUGAUAGAGCUGAGUUCGACGCCUAGAAAGGGCACUUUUCUUGUUGAUGUGCGGAACAAGCACGAGAUGGAUUAUGGCAUUAUUCCUUCGGCUGUCAACAUACCUUUACCUGAGUUAAUAGAGGCUUUGCAACUGGAUGAUGAAGAUUUUGAGAAUGAAUACGGUGUCAAGGUAGGCUUCGUGUUUGUUGUCCUUGGUCGGGAUGCUGAGUCUUGA
Molecule: messenger RNA, 327 nt
Organism: Sphaeroforma arctica JP610
Lineage: Eukaryota; Ichthyosporea; Ichthyophonida
Exons: 3
Coding region: 1-327 (108 amino acids)
Cellular component (GO): mitochondrion
Molecular function (GO): thiosulfate-cyanide sulfurtransferase activity
Source: RefSeq, a predicted model, not a curated record